AUGUUUCCAAGUGACACAAUCUUUGGGGUUUUCCUCAUCUCUCAGUUCUGCAUUGGUGUCCCAGGGAACUCCUUGCUCUUCAUGCUAUAUGCAUAUACCUUCUUAGUUAAAUCCCAUCUGAAGAAGCACAUUGAUCCCAUAGUUAUGAACCUGUUGUUUACCAAUGCUUUGACCAUCAUGUUCACGUUGAUACCAGAAAUAGCAUCAACCAUGGGAGUGAGACGGUGUUUGGAUGAUGUUGAUUGUCAGACAGUUUUGAUCUCAUACAGAUUGACCCGGGGUGUUUCCAUCUGCACCACCUCUCUCCUGAGUGCAUUUCAAGCCAUCACUGUCAGUCCUGUUCACUCUAAGGCCACUAGAAAUCACCCUCUGGUUGGUCAUGACUAUAUUCAUGCCUACUGUCAAAGUAUUCAGUUUAGCACCAAGUACGCAGGGUCAUUUCUAGGUAUCAUAUUGAUUCAUGGUCUGGUGUUUGUGCUCCUCAUGGUCUGCACCAGUCUGUACAUGGUGAGUCUCCUGUACAGACACCGCAGGAGAGCCCAGCACAUCCACAGCCCCCACGUCUCCUCUCAGUCAUCUCCUGAACUCAGAGCCACUCGCACCAUCCUCCUGCUUGUAAGUGUCUUUGUGUUUUUUUAUUUAGCAAACAACUGUUUCACUUUUUAUUCCUUUUAUGUGCCCAAGAAAACUCCAAGGCUGGAGGGGAUUAGUUUAGCUUUAUCCUCAUGCUUCCCAACCAUCUGCCCAUAUUUGCUGAUGAAAAAUAACAAAAUUAUUUCUCAAUUCAACCCUUUUCAAAUAUUGGGUCUUUCCUUUCAAUCCAAUCUGCCAGUCUAA
Molecule: messenger RNA, 837 nt
Organism: Sciurus carolinensis (gray squirrel)
Lineage: Eukaryota; Metazoa; Chordata; Mammalia; Rodentia; Sciuridae
Product: vomeronasal type-1 receptor 90-like
Exons: 3
Coding region: 1-837 (278 amino acids)
Biological process (GO): G protein-coupled receptor signaling pathway
Cellular component (GO): membrane
Molecular function (GO): pheromone receptor activity
Source: RefSeq, a predicted model, not a curated record